Drosophila santomea is the source of this 1871-nucleotide messenger RNA. RefSeq names its product probable cytochrome P450 6t1 (gene Cyp6t1). The record is from RefSeq and is a predicted model, not a curated record. Gene Ontology annotation, biological process: response to DDT; insecticide catabolic process. Gene Ontology annotation, molecular function: oxidoreductase activity, acting on paired donors, with incorporation or reduction of molecular oxygen; heme binding; iron ion binding. The transcript has a single exon. The coding region runs from base 51 to 1646 and encodes 531 amino acids. Lineage: Eukaryota; Metazoa; Arthropoda; Insecta; Diptera; Drosophilidae.
UGCACAUACCGUGCAAAGUGCAGUUCUGUUCAGACACUCUUCCAGUAAGCAUGAUUAUCGUGCUUUUUUCACUUAUUGCGGCUGCUUUGGCCGCUGGAUUCCUCCUCGUUCUGCUCCCCGUUGUCGUGGGCAGUGGAUGUGUACUUGUUUUGGUGAUCGUUUGGCUGUGGCAACUUCGACAUUUCGGUCACUGGCGACGUCUGGGCGUCCCCUUUGUGCCGGCUGCUCCAUUUGUGGGGAAUGUGUGGAGCCUUUUGCGCGGAGCCUGCUGCUUUGGCGAUCAGUUUCGCGAGUUGUACGAGAGUAAGGAGGCUGCCGGGCGCGCCUUCGUGGGAAUCCACGUGCUGCACAACCAUGCCCUCCUUCUUCGAGAUCCGGCCUUGAUCAAGCGCAUUAUGGUGGAAGACUUUGCCCAAUUCUCGAGCCGCUUUGAGACGACAGACCCCACUCGUGACACAAUGGGUUCGCAGAACCUUUUCUUCUCCAAAUACGAGACUUGGCGGGAGACGCACAAGAUCUUUGCGCCCUUCUUCGCGGCCGGAAAGGUGCGCCAGAUGUACGGGCUUCUGGAAAACAUUGGCCAGAAGCUCGAGGAGCAUAUGGAGCAGAAGCUCAGCGGCAGGGACAGCAUGGAGCUGGAGGUCAAGCAGUUGUGCGCUCUCUUCACCACGGACAUUAUUGCAUCACUGGCCUUUGGCAUUGAGGCGCACAGUCUGCAAAAUCCGGAGGCAGAGUUCCGUCGCAUGUGCAUUGAGGUCAACGACCCCAGGCCAAAGCGCCUCUUGCAUCUCUUCACAAUGUUCUUCUUUCCGCGACUAUCGCACCGGGUUCGCACCCAUCUUUAUUCCGAAGAAUACGAGCGGUUCAUGCGCAAGUCCAUGGACUACGUUCUUUCCCAACGCGCUGAAAGUGGCGAGAAGCGCCACGAUUUGAUCGAUAUAUUUCUGCAGCUGAAGCGUUCGGAGUCGGCGGAAAGCGUUAUCCAUCGGCCAGAUUUCUUCGCAGCCCAGGCUGCUUUUCUGCUUUUGGCUGGCUUCGACACCUCGUCGUCCACCAUAACCUUUGGCCUGUACGAGCUGGCCAAGAACACCACGAUCCAGAACCGGCUGCGCGCGGAGCUUCGCGCUGCCCUGCAGUCUAGCCAAGAUCGGCAACUGAGCUGCGACACCGUCACCGGAUUGGCAUACCUGCGACAGGUGGUUGAUGAGGUCCUGCGACUCUAUCCGCCCACAGCUUUCCUCGACCGAUGCUGCAAUUCCCGCACAGGCUAUGAUCUCGCGCCGUGGAACGGUGGUUCGCCAUUCAAACUGCGCGCUGGCACGCCUGUCUACAUUUCAGUAUUGGGACUCCAUCGAGAUGCACAGUACUGGCCCAACCCGGAACUCUUCGACCCGGAGCGCUUCUCGGCCGAGCAACGGCAACAGCACCAUCCCAUGACGUAUCUGCCCUUCGGCGCGGGACCAAGAGGUUGCAUUGGGACACUUUUGGGACAGCUGGAGAUCAAAGUUGGACUGCUGCACAUCCUAAAGCACUUCCGGGUGGAGCUCUGCGAGAGGAGCCUGCCGGAGAUGCGGUUCGAUCCCAAAGCCUUCGUCCUCACUGCUCAUAAUGGAGCCUACUUACGAUUUGUUAAGAGUCCUCUUUGAAUGGCAUGCAGUAAUGGUUAAGUUAAGUUUAAGCAUUAAUUUAGAAUUGUUUAAAACAUUUUUUUUUUUGGGUUGGACACUUGCUUGUUCAGUAACUUUUUAGCAGGUGAAUUUUUAAAUAAUAGAACAAUGAAUUAAUCAAUUAAAGCCAAUUUCAGUUUGCAAACUAUUUGUACACAUGAAACAGAUACAUAGCUUACCAAUGAAUACACAAUUUGCAUAAUU